CACAGCGUGAUCAUUGGAUUUCCCGAACCGACCCGACUUUGUGUCCUUACAGUCGGAGCACCUCCGAGCAAUUGUGCCGAGAUCAAAGGCAGAUUCUGGGAGGUCACGCUGGGAUAGAGUAGGAAUAAAAUACAGCGGGGCAAAAAUGGAAAAUAUUUUUGUUUGCACGCAGAGUAGGGGAUGAAGGAGAAAGAGAGAGAGGGACACACACAUACACACGCAUACACACCGAAAGAGGCGAGUCUUCGCUCCAUCCUCACUCUGUGAAUGUCUCCACAUCAUCAUCAUCACCAUCAUCAUCAUCAUCAUCAGUGUCUCACCGCUGGCUGCUACUCUGUGACAUUUCGCUACGUUCAGCUACAGUUGCGUCGUUUAAGCUGCAUGGUCCUGUACAUGGACAGGACGUCACACAUCGCUAAAGAAGAUAAACUAAGCUGUACGUUGAACACAGAAAUAUACCCAGCCAUUUGGCCGCUUGCGAGGAAAUCGCUCGUUUUCCCAUUUUUAUUUACCCUUUAUUUAUUUUUUGUCAGCACACGCAGAAGAAGGAGAUUUACAAAUGCCAACCAGCAAGCCAGGAGGUGUGGCACCGUGGCCGUGUGUCGUUUGUUGUGCGACGUGGACCGGUCACUUUGCUUCUGAAGAUGUGAGGGAAAAAAGGAAACCAAGAGUCCGUGCAACUUCAUACGUCACACGUGAUCACCACAGCAACUAAUUGUCGCCUUUAAGUAGGGGACUUUACCUGCGCUCUCGUGGAACUUGGGGAAGGGUGCGCUCCAUGUUUCAUCUAGGACACACCGGUACCGACGGUGCCGGCGGGACGUUGAAAUAAUAAUAAAAAUACACUUAUAAUAAUAAAAAGAGAAGAAAACAAUCAGCAUUUUAGCGGGGGACUUGAGGCGGGCAGCUUCGCGCUGUGGACCGAGUGAUGCCGGACACGUUGAUGCUCCUGAAGAACCGGACAGAGCCACGGCUGGGGCAGCUGGAGCGCAGCCUGCCCGCGGAGGGGACCGCUCGCCCUGCCUGGGUCAUUGCUAUCCUCGCCAGUGUCUUGAUCUUCACCACGGUGGUUGAUGUGCUAGGAAACCUGCUGGUCAUCAUCUCGGUGUUCAGGAACCGCAAGCUGAGGAACGCAGGUAAUGUGUUCGUGGUUAGUCUGGCAUUUGCUGACCUUGUGGUAGCCUUCUACCCCUAUCCCCUGGUUCUUUAUGCUCUCUUCCAUGACGGCUGGGCACUUGGAAACACUCAAUGCAUGGUCAGCGGUUUCCUUAUGGGGCUGAGUGUCAUUGGCUCCAUCUUCAACAUCACUGGGAUUGCAGUGAACAGAUACUGCUAUAUCUGUCACUCCUUCUCCUACAGCCGACUGUACAGCUAUCGCAACACGUUGCUGUUUGUUGCCUUAAUUUGGGUGCUCACUAUCGUCGCCAUCGUCCCAAAUUUCUUUGUUGGUUCUCUGCGCUAUGACCCCCGGGUCUACUCCUGCACCUUUGCCCAGAAUGUCAGCAGUUCCUACACGGUGGCAGUGGUAGUGGUUCACUUUCUGGUUCCCAUUGCAGUAGUUACCUUUUGUUAUCUUCGCAUUUGGAUUCUUGUGAUUCAGGUGCGACGCAAAGUAAAGACUGAAGACAGCCCUCGUCUCAGACCAAGUGACUUGCGGAAUUUUAUCACCAUGUUUGUUGUAUUUGUCUUGUUUGCAAUCUGCUGGGCCCCACUCAACUUGAUAGGAUUGGCAGUGGCUAUAGAUCCAACUCGCGUGGGUCCCCACAUCCCCGAGUGGCUUUUUGUUGUAAGCUACUUCAUGGCCUACUUCAACAGCUGCCUGAAUGCCAUCAUCUAUGGUUUACUCAACAGGAAUUUCAGGAACGAGUACAAACGCAUCGUCACCUCUGUCUGGGUGACGCGGCUGUUUGUGACAGAGACGUCGAGGGCUGCCACGGACGGCAGGAGCAUGAGGAGCAAGCAAUCACCGCCCCCGCCGCUCAACAAUAAUGAGUCAGUCAGAGACCGUGCAAACAAAGAAUGAACCUUGGAUACUUGAGGGUUUCAUGUGGUAAUUCCUGUUUUUAUGUGAUAUCAAGGCAGUUGUGCAGCUAAAGAGUAACAAGAAACUAAUGAAACUGGAAACUGUGGCUUUGUUUCCUAAUUCACAGCAGAGAUUUGAACACUUAUAAAACACACAAAGCUUACGAAGGUCUCUGAAGUGCUUUUAGAAUUAGCUCAUCUUUUAAAGAGAUGACAACGUGUGUUCUGCCAGAGUCAAUCACAUCCACAAAGCAAAAAGCCCAGCAUUGCAGUUUCAUUAUGUACUUAUUACUCUUGACAGACUAAUUGGUACUAUAUGAUAACAAUGAAAAUGGGAUAUCCUUUAACUUCUGCUGCUGUAGACGUGUUUCACAGACCUGGGUAAGCACCACUAGUAAACACAUUUUUAGUAACUUCAAACGCCUCAAAUAAUUAAACUCGCCUCACCUGGAAGCUUUAGAAGGAGCUUUUCAUAACAGAGAUAGGAGAAUGACAGAUAGUAAAGUCUGUGAUUUUAUUAUCAGAAUUUUACAUGUUAUAUGGUUAGAUUUACUCUCUCAACAUAAAUGCUGCAGUAGCAUACCUUAUACUGCCUAGUUUGAUCGUUUUUGCACUAAAAUAACAGGAAAAAGAACUUAGUAAAAAACAACUUAGUAAAUGAAUUCAGGAUAUUAAUUAAGGUUUGUUUGACAAGUUAAAUCUAUCAUCAAGUCACCUCAUAGGAGUUUUUAAUUUUUUAUUGUUUUUUAAUCUUUUGCAUGUGAUGUGGCAUGUGGAGGAAACCUUACUCUUGUUGCUGUUCCAGUGCACAAACCCACAGUUUUCAGCUAUUGUAAUCUGAUCUAUAGCCUUAGCAGAAAACUAUAUACAGUGAGAGGCAUAAUUUUGUAAAACAUAAUUUAUUUCAUAAUUUGGUUAAUCAACAUAAGCAUGUGACUUUAUUGUACUUUUUAUUAACGUCUUACUUCAUAAAAUGAAGUAACACACUGCCUGGCCAACAAAAAGAAAAAAGGUCUCACACUAUAAUAUUUUGUUGGACCGACUUUAGCUUUGAUUACAGCAAUGAGCUUCUGCACUAUCACAAGCUGUAUUUCCAUCCAGUGUUGAAUCAAUUUUUCACCAAGAGCUUGCACUGAUGAUGGUUGAGUCCAACGACUGUGCAAAGCUUUCUCCAAAGAUUCUUAAAGGUGAUAGGAUCUGAAGUUUGGUGGCAAAUCCAUGUGUAAAAAUUCCUCAUGCUCCCUGAGUUCUACUGUUGUUUUUCUGCAAUUUGAUUUCACUAACCACUGAUCAUAAUCAUUCAGGAUUUUUUCGUGCCACAUUUCUUCCUCACAGACAAUGGGUCCCCACUAUCAUUCCAAUGGACUCGUAACCAAAUUUCAAUAGUUUCUGAAAUCCCAUUGGCUGUUUUCUCUGCAUGAUGCAUGCUAAUAAUUUGACCCUUCUCAAACAGACUGAUAUCUUUUCCAUGACCACAGGAUGUGUUUGUCCAAAUGGUUGGUUAAGAAAUGAGAAGCUACUGAUUGCACCGGUUCGAAUUAAAUAACUUGUUGUCAGCUGAAACAUGAUUUCCCAUGCUGUAGUUAUUCAAUAGGAGGCUUGUAUCUAUUUGGUUAGUUAAAUCUAGGUGGUAACCUAUUUUUUUUUUUUUUUGGCCAGACAGAGUAGUAUACCUGUUCAAAGAGAUUAAUUAGCUAACAAUCAGGUUAAAGUAACAUUUAAAUACCUGCAAAUAAAGCAGAAUUCUAUUGCUAGAAAGACUGCUUAAUUAAGUAAAUGAUUACAUCUAAGGUUAUCAUGCAUGGGCAGGUUAAUGAACUUUGCGACCCUUUUGGUUCUCAUGAAGGCAGUUGAUAGUUUUCUUGGCUUCUCCUCUAUCUUUCUCAUUAUUUUUAUCCAUUCCUGGGAAGUAGGGCAGAGAUUAAACACUUUUUUUCCAAAGUGGAUUGUGAGUGAAUUAUAAGCUUUAAUAAUUUAGACAGCAAGCAUGUAAAAUACAAGCUAUAUUGCUCUCUGUUACUCUAGCUUGUCUGAAUAUUUCUAUUUGACAAUGACUCGUUUUUGGAGAAACAUUUAUGAUAAUUGCUUUUAUUAAUCAAUAUCAAAACAAUGUACAACAGCAACACAAAACCAGUGUACUCUGCAAUGAUCAUCAAUUCUUGAUCUUUGUUUUAGAGCUCUGUUUUUAUAACAUCCUUAAAAUCUUAUUGGUAAUAUCCAGCUGAAUAUUGGUGAACUGUGGUUGUUUUCUGGUUGGCUGUAACUUUUAAGUAAUGCUCAAUUAGGACUAAAAGUCCCAAAAAAAAUACCACCAAACCCUUGCACCAUCGUCAGGUACCUGACCAUCGAUACAGGUCAGGAUGGAUCAAUGCUUUCCCGUUGUUUAUGCCAGAUUGUUACAUAAACAACACAUGUUGAGACUAAAAUAGAGACUCGACAAAACAUUAAAUUGUCUUACAAUAUGUUAAUUUUAAAGGAUAAUGCAUCUGCUUAGACUGUUGUCUCAGUUUCCAAUUCUUAACUGACAGUAGCAUCUGGUAGGGCCUUCUGCUGUUGUGGCCCAUCAAUUUCAAGCUUCAGCAUAUUCAGUGCCAGUGAGCCACCUAUCCUAUUCCUUUUAUCAUCCACACAACACUUACUGAGUGCUUUGUCUUUUUUAAAUCAUUUUGUUUGAGCUUUAGGGAUGGUUGUGUGUGAAAAUCUCAAUAAAUCAAAAGUGUUUUAAAUAGUUAAAACAGUCCGUCAAGCAUGGCACAUGGCACAUUUCAGGUCACUUAAAUGGUCACUGUUUUCAUCCUCAAUCUAAUGCUUAGUUUACAAUUCAGCAAGCUCCCCAAACCAUGUUUAGAUUCCUAAAUGCAUUGAGUUGAUGCCAUGUGAUUGGCUAAUUCUCUAUCUCUGUUAACAAGCAAUUUAUUAAACAAGUGUAUCUGAUGAAUUGACUGUCUCAGCUUUAACUUUCAGUCCCAAACAAGGGGCAAUGGCUCUGGUAGAUCCCUGCUUCCCUUAGUAACACUUGCAGAAGAUUCCAUGUUGGAUGGAUGAAAGCCACUGGCAGGGACAAGACCUUAUUUUCCUCCAAUUUGCCAAUGCAAACACCAUAUGUUAUGGUGUACUGCAACAUAUUUUACAGUACACCAUAGUUAUAGUUUUAACAAAUCUGAGUUUAUUUAAAGUAACAAAUACCAAUUUUACUGCCUCCAUAUUUAUAAAUAAGUUAAAAGAUAUUCCUUAAUAGGAAAAAACAUUUUUGGCAUUUUGUAUUUGAAAAGUCAAACAGAAGGACAGAGACUUCUCAUUAAAGAGCUCUGUGCACUGAUGUCAAUCACCAACUAAAUCUAAAUGCAAUAACUAUCUUUCAAUUUCACCAAAAAGCCCAGUGCAGCUGCAUGGGCAUGAUUCUUUAUGCACACCAACACAUCACUAUGCAACUCAAAUGCAGUGUUUGUCACAGUUCAAGGGAUUCACAGCGGUCGGAGUGAACUGAUAACAGAGUCUAUCAGCUUAGGACAGCUGUAUUUCCAGAUGUCACAGCAAAUCACAGAUUUAUCAUGAAAAAGAUGAAUGAUGUUGCUGGUUUCCAGUCUCUCAUAUGAAAAAGAGGUCAAGAUUUCUCCUGGUCUACUAAGUUAGUAUAUAUUCCGUACCAAAACAAUCAACUGUCCUUAGCAACAUGUAUAUUGGUUUCAUACAGUAUAUUGGUUUCCUCUGCAUUCUACAUCAUAUGCUGCACAGUAUGUGCAAGUCUCUUGCAGUUUGAGUUCUUACUCUUAAUUCUAAUACUUAUAUGCAAAACAUUAGGCUUUCCUUUUUAAGAUCAUUUUUCUUUCCUUUUUUUUUUAAAUAAACAAAACCAAACUAUAUUACCAGGGAUGUAGUACUUCAAUCCUUUCACUGUGGAUUUAACACAAAGAAAUAUGAUCAGCUGUUUAAGGAAAAGUGUAAGGAGUUGGUCUCUUUGUACUUUUAAAUUUGACCAACUGAUAUUUAUCACGUCUUUAUCAAAGAGUGAUUCAAACAACUUGGAUUGUGGAGAACAUACAGCUCAUAUCUGUAUUCCCAUCUCAGGGUGCCUAUUGAAUAUUUUGUUGUUAUAUAUACACUUGUCCGAACAUUCGCAGUUGAUCAGCUGCAGUAUAAGGGAGUCUGAAGACAUUUAAAAGGAAUAUUUUGUAAAUUAGUGUCAGUGUGGUUUUUAACUGUUGUAUAUUGUUAUCGGAGAUGUAUUUAAAAUGUGCUUUUCUAAAAAGAAAUUAUAUAUAUAUAUAUAUAUAUAAGCUCAGUAAUCCCUACACAGUUAAAUGUAUGUUCUUGAUUAUUACUUAAUCUCUCCUCCCAUUAUACUGCAUUUGCUAAGUGCAUCUAAAACAUGUCUUGUACAUUGGGCUCAUUCAUCUUAUUUGUACAAUGUAAAUUGAUAUAUAUAGAAAAAAAUAUAUCUCUUAAACUGGAAAAUUUGAAAAGGAAUGGCAAAGUACUGUAAUAUGUAAAUUGCUUUUGAGAACAUCAUACAUCCUCUUAAACAAGGUUAAAAAAAGUGCAAGCCAUAGGUCAGAAUGUUACUUUGAUAUAUGCCGAGCUCACAGCCAGUGUUCUAGUACACAUUUUUUGAUGGUCUCAGUCUUGUCUCGGUCUCGAGCGCUGAGGAUUCGGGAUUUUACUUCAAGACCAGUCAAGACCGCAACUGUGAAAAUAUCACUAAACCUACAGCAUACUGUCCAGUUUAUUUGUUAACAUGUUUGUUUUCACUGGAUGCAAAAUGCACCGAUUAAAAUCCAAGCAAUUAGUGACUUACCAAUUUCGUGUUUCUGUUA
This is a messenger RNA of Gambusia affinis (western mosquitofish), 6836 nucleotides long. It is a transcript of the gene mtnr1bb, whose product is annotated as melatonin receptor 1Bb. The transcript is spliced from 5 exons. Gene Ontology annotation, cellular component: membrane. The record is from RefSeq and is a predicted model, not a curated record. Bases 929 to 2023 code for a protein of 364 amino acids. Gene Ontology annotation, biological process: G protein-coupled receptor signaling pathway. Gene Ontology annotation, molecular function: melatonin receptor activity. Lineage: Eukaryota; Metazoa; Chordata; Actinopteri; Cyprinodontiformes; Poeciliidae.